GCAUCUUCACCCCGCGGGAGCCGCCCGAGUUCGCCGCAGCCAGCGUCGCCUCAGUCCCGCAGUCCGACGGGCGGAGGCUCUGGUCGCGCUCCCCCGCCGCCGCGGCCAUGGCUCAGGCGGCCGUCCUCGGCGGCGAGAUCACCCAGGUGCUGUGCGCGGCCGGGGGCGCCUUGGAGCUGCCCGAGCUCCGGCGCCGCUUGCCGGCGGGCGUGGGCCCCGAGGCGCUGGAGCGGCUGCUGCGGGAGCGCGGGCGCUUCGUGGUGGCGGCGCGGGCGGACGCGGGCGGCGCGGCGGCGGCUCCCAAGCGCGUGGUGCUGGCCGCCUCGGCGCUGCGCCUGUGCCGCGCGCACCAGGGCCCCAAGCCCGGCUGCGCCGGGCUCUGCGCGCAGCUGCACCUCUGCAAGUUCAUGCUCUAUGGCGCCUGCAAGUUUCUGAGGGCCGGGAAGAACUGUAGGAACAGCCACAGCUUGACGACCGAUCACAACUUAAGUGUGCUGAAAACUCAUGGUGUUGACCACCUCAGCUAUAGAGAGCUGUGCCAACUUUUGUUUCAGAACGAUCCCUGGCUUUUGCCAGAAAUCUGUCAACAUUACAACAAAGGAGAUGGACCCUACGGCUCUUGUUCCUUUCAAAAGCAAUGCAUCAAACUCCAUAUCUGCCAGUAUUUUUUACAGGGGGAAUGCAAGUUUGGCACUAGCUGUAAGAGAUCCCAUGAUUUCUCUAAUUCUGAGAAUCAGGAAAAAUUGGAGAAGUUAAGCAUGAGCUCAGACCUGGUGAGCAAGCUGCCUUCCAUUUACAGAAAUGCAUAUGACAUCAAGAAUGAGAACUCUGCCCCCAGCAGAGUGCACCCUCCUCCUCUAGCCCCACAGGGGACUUCCGAAAGAAGAGCCAGUUCAGGCCCUGUGUCCCCAAACACUCUUAGUCAAGAGGAGAGUGAUCAGAUCUGCUUGUACCAUAUCCGGAAAAGUUGUAGCUUUCAAGAUAAGUGCUAUAGAGUUCAUUUCCAUUUGCCGUAUCGAUGGCAGGUUUUGGAUGGAAGCAAGUGGAAGGAUUUGGACAAAAUGGAGCUUAUUGAAGAGGCAUAUUGUAAUCCCCAUAAAAAGAGCAUCCUGUGCGCUGUGUCAGCCAGUAAUUUUCACUUUGGUUCUCUGAACUUUGGCUCCAUGAUGUUUGGUGCUGCCCAGGCUCGUCGCCUCUCCACAGCCUCCUCGGUCACCAGACCUCCACACUUCAUUCUCACCACUGACUGGCUUUGGUACUGGGCCGAUGAGUUUGGUUUUUGGCAGGAAUAUGGAAAACAAGGCACUACACACCCUGUGACCACCGUCAGCAGUAGCGAUGUGGAGAAGGCCUACCUGGCAUACUGCGCACCAGGGUCUGAUGCCCACGUGGCCACCCUGAAGUUCCAAGCCGGAAAGCACAACUACGAGUUAGACUUCAAAGCCUUAGUUCAGAAGAACCUGACCUAUGGCACAAUCAGAGAAGUUUGCCGCAGACCCAAAUACGUUUCUCCCCAGGAUGUGAUGGCCAUGCAAAACUGCAAAGCCAACUUUCAAGGCCCAAAGAACAUCCCAGACUAUUGGGACUCCUCAGCCUUGCCAGACCCAGGCUUUAAGAAGAUCACCCUCAGUUCUUCCUCGGAGGAGUAUCAGAAGGUCUGGAACCUCUUUAACCGCACGCUGCCUUUCUACUUUGUUCAGAAGAUUGAGCGAGUCCAGAACCUGGCCCUCUGGGAAGUCUACCAGUGGCAAAAAGGGCAAAUGCAGAAACAAAAUGGAGGAAAGGCGGUGGAUGAGAGGCAACUGUUCCACGGCACCAGCAGCAGUUUCGUGGAUGCCAUCUGCCAGCAGAACUUUGACUGGCGGGUCUGUGGUCUUCAUGGCACUUCCUAUGGCAAGGGGAGCUACUUUGCCCGCGACGCUGCGUAUUCGCACCACUACUGCCAGUCUGACACGCAGUCCCACACGAUGUUCCUGGCCCGGGUGCUGGUGGGCGAGUUUGUCAGGGGCAGCACCUGCUUUGUCCGCCCCCCGGCCAAGGAAGGCCAGAGCAACACUUUCUACGACAGCUGCGUGAACAGCGUGUCCGACCCCUCCAUCUUCGUGGUCUUUGAGAAGCACCAGGUCUACCCUGAGUACCUCAUCCAGUACUCUGCCUCCUCGUCCAAGCCUGCCACCGCCACCACCACUGCCACCACCACUGCCACCGCCACCGCCAUGCCCUCCAUCCUGUUCUUGGGCUCCUUGUUUGGCAGGCGGCAGUGAGCCAAGCACCAGGGUGUUCUGAGGCCUCUCAGGCUGAUCUUCCUGGAAAGAGCUGUUUGGGAUUUAUUUUUAUUUUUUAUUUUUACAAAAUAACUUUUAAUGAACUGUUUGAUUCAUGUUGUCUUCUGAGUGAAGUUACAUUCUGAAUCUCUUGCUGAUUAUGGUUUUCACUUUUAAGUCACUUUUGGGCUCACUAAUGGGCUAACCAGUAGUGAUUGUAGGUACGCCCAUUAUUGCUUUUUAAUGGUGUGUUAAAGUUGUAUUUUUUACUCUCUUUGUUGACGUUGCUGCUUAUUGGUACCAGGCACAGAGUUUCUAGACACAAUUUUAUGGCUUUGUAUUAAUUUUUAAGAGUUUCUGUCUCUACCGUGAAUCAGUUUUUCAGGGCCUCAUGGCAUCUGCUUUACUUUCUGUCAGAACGACACAGUAGCCGCUGCUGGAGGAGAGCCCAGAUGGGCCCAGGGCAGCACAGUCACUUUGUUGUUGCUAUGGCACUGACCAGGCAGCUCUGCUCUGUUGCUCCUGGGCUCUGGCAUUAGCUGACCUAUAUCACAUUGUCAGAACAAGUGUGCUACUGUGUGGCAUCAUCGAGUUUCUGCUGGUCUCCCCUUGUUUGGUGGGAGUCAGCCAUCACUCAGAGGAAAUCACUCAUCUACCUUGGCAGGUAACUUGGAUGAGUGACUCCCCCUGAGGAUCCCUGGGCUUGGCCUGUGAGUGCCCAUACCUGCAUCUCCCAGGCACACUGGACACCCUUCAAGUGUGCAUUUUAAUGUCUGUGUGAAAUUGACUACCUAUGCUGCAAAUGUCACAAGA
This is a messenger RNA of Cynocephalus volans (Philippine flying lemur), 3077 nucleotides long. It is a transcript of the gene PARP12, whose product is annotated as poly(ADP-ribose) polymerase family member 12. The record is from RefSeq and is a predicted model, not a curated record. Gene Ontology annotation, molecular function: NAD+-protein mono-ADP-ribosyltransferase activity; NAD+ poly-ADP-ribosyltransferase activity; metal ion binding. Gene Ontology annotation, cellular component: nucleus. The transcript is spliced from 12 exons. Bases 108 to 2264 code for a protein of 718 amino acids. NCBI's taxonomy places the organism in Eukaryota, Metazoa, Chordata, Mammalia, Dermoptera, Cynocephalidae.